AUGAAUAUUACUGAACAUACUGAAGAUGUAUUAAAUCCUUUUAUUUUAAAUUUAUUUAUAAUCAAUAAAAGUUCAACAUGUACUCAAAUGGAAUCAUUACCGGUUUCCGGUUUGUUCAGUUUUUAUCGUGCUAUAGGUUUAUUAUUAGGUCCAUUAAAUACUAUAUUAAAUGGUUUAUGCGUUCAUAUAUUUAAUCAUCAUUUAUGGAAAAAAUCAAUAAUGAGUAGAAUAUUAAAAGGAUUAUCUAUUAUUGAACUUGGUAUGGGAUUAAGUUUAUUUAUUCAUGCAUUAAUAUUUUCACAAAAUUCCACAUCAUCUCAUUCUAAUCAAAAUUUAUUCAAUAUAAAUAAUACAAUUAAUAAUAUAUAUCCUAAUUAUGAUAUACAUAUAAAUCAUUUAAAUCAAUUUCAACAAGAUUCUAUUCAUACAAAUGCUUAUAUUAAAACAAUAUGCUCAUUUUUUAUUACAACUAUAUCUAGUAGAUUUUUAGUAGCAUUUCAAAUAUCACGUAAUUGGUCUGUUGUAUUAUUGGCAGCAUAUCGUUAUGACCAAAUAUGUCGACCUAUUGGUACAUCUAGUGCAUUUCCACGUGAACGUAUACGUUAUAUAUUAAUUAUUAUAUUUUUUUCAGCUUGUUUAAUUGUUAUACCAAGAAUAUUUGAAAGUGGUAUAGUUGUAUGUUAUAUAUCAGGAAAUGUAUCUAAAGAUUAUCCUUUAUUAAUUAAUUAUAAAUUAUAUCAAAUUUUAUAUUUAGGUUUAGUUAUGUUUAUUGUACAAUCUGGUGGUCCAGUUAUAUGUGUAUGUGUAUUAAGUGCAUUUGUAAUAAGAAUUAUAGCAAAACGUCGAAAAUUUCAUCGAGAAAAAGAGCAACGUUCAGCUAGAAAUUUAUUAAGACGUCAAACAAUGGAAAUAGAAAAUAAUCAAUCAAAUUUAAAAAACAAUAUCAUUAUUGAUAAUAAUAAUAAUCUUUUACAACGUAAUUCAAAUGGUUUGACAAAAGAAUUAACUGAAAGACCAGCUCCAUCAGGUGAUAAAUUAAUGUUUGCUGUUUGUAUAACAUUUUUUAUUUUAGAAACUCCAGCAUUUUUCAGUAAAAUAUUAAAUCCUUAUUUAGAACAAGAUUAUCCAUUAAUUGAUUUAACAUUAUCAGUUAUUGCAAAUUUAUUAAUUUAUUUAGAUUCUACAUUGAAUGCAUUCAUUUAUAUGGCAUCAAAUCCUUUAUUUCGUAAAAUUGCUCGAAAUGAAUGUAUACAAUAUCGUAAUCGUUUAAUUUGUUGUCAAACAUCAAAAUCUACUCAUCAACUAACUAGAAUAAGUCGUAUUUUAGACACUGAAUCAAAUGCUAUCUCUAUAAACUCAUAA
Schistosoma guineensis is the source of this 1362-nucleotide messenger RNA. Lineage: Eukaryota; Metazoa; Platyhelminthes; Trematoda; Strigeidida; Schistosomatidae. The record is from the annotation of a GenBank genome assembly.